Molecule: messenger RNA, 585 nt
Organism: Empidonax traillii (willow flycatcher)
Lineage: Eukaryota; Metazoa; Chordata; Aves; Passeriformes; Tyrannidae
Gene: HSD17B8
Product: hydroxysteroid 17-beta dehydrogenase 8
Exons: 5
Molecular function (GO): oxidoreductase activity, acting on the CH-OH group of donors, NAD or NADP as acceptor
Source: RefSeq, a predicted model, not a curated record
AUGUUGGGGAGGUCGGCGGGGCGGCUGGCGGGGGUCGUGGCGCUGGUCACGGGGGGCGCCAGCGGCAUCGGCCGCGCCGUGAGCGGCCGCCUGGCCCGCGAGGGAGCGCGCGUGGCCGUGGCCGAUCGCGACAUGUCGGGGGCGGCGGCGACAGCGAAGGAACUCCCCCGCCACUCCCCCCCCGACCACGGAGCCUUCCAGGUGGACGUUGCCGAUCCCAAAAGCGUGACCGGGAUGGUGAGGGGGGUGCAGGAGCACUUUGGGGUCCCCCCCCGUGUCCUGGUGUCCUGUGCUGGGAUCACCCGUGACCGGCUCCUCCUGGAGAUGGGAGAGCAGGAAUUCCGGGAAGUGCUGGGGGUCAACCUGGAGGGGACGUUCCUGGUGACACAGGAGGUGACAAAGGCCUUGGUGGCCUCAGGGGACCCUGAGGGGGCGUCCCUGGUCCUCGUGGGCAGCGUGGUGGCCAAGGUGGGGAAUUUGGGCCAAACCAACUACGCAGCCUCCAAGGGGGGGGUGGAGGGGCUGACCCGGAGCGUGGCCAAGGAGGUGGCCAGGUGGGGACACUUUGGGGACAGUUGGGGACAC